Messenger RNA from Lampris incognitus (smalleye Pacific opah), 1122 nucleotides. It is a transcript of the gene tmem237a, whose product is annotated as transmembrane protein 237a. The record is from RefSeq and is a predicted model, not a curated record. Gene Ontology annotation, cellular component: ciliary transition zone. Lineage: Eukaryota; Metazoa; Chordata; Actinopteri; Lampriformes; Lampridae. Bases 1 to 1122 code for a protein of 373 amino acids. The transcript is spliced from 10 exons. Gene Ontology annotation, biological process: cilium assembly.
AUGCCGACCGUCAAAAGCAAAAAGAAGAAACCAAAGAAGGAAGUGAUAGAAGGAGAUGAGCAGGGAGAAGUUGGUCUGGACAUGGAGAUGGAGGAGGCAGCCAAUCGAAGCCAGUCUGACAACAAAGACCCUUUGACUCCGGAGCCCCAAGAACCUGCACCACAGAGAAAGAAGAAGAAGAAGAAACCCAUUCUAGAUCAGGAAGGAGAGCAUGCUGGCAUGCCUAAUGGUGAUGUGGCCGAACCAAUUACAGAUGGUGAGGAAACUACCACUGCUGUUACCAGGAAGAUUAAAAGGAAGAGGAGGGCGAAGACAAUUGAAAACUACAACAAUGACCUGGGAGCAGAAGAUGAUGACAUCAUCACAUACCUCCACCCUUCCAUCCCUCAGCAUUCCCUGUUUUCGGCUCCCAUUGGGCACAGCCAGCCAGUCGGCAAAGUCUUUGUUGAGAGGAACAGGCGUUUCCAGGCAGAGCGUGUGGAGCAGCACAGGCAUUCAGAGCUGAUGGACGACUACAUGGAGGUCAGACAGCUCUGGACCACCAGAGACGUUGCUGUAAGAGUACACAAUGGAUUCAGGGUCAUAGGUCUGUUUUCCCAUGGCUUCCUGGCUGGAUAUGCAGUAUGGAACAUCAUAGUGGUGUAUGUGCUGGCCGGAGAGCAGCUCACCACCCUACCAAACCUGCUACAACAGUACCACCGACUGGCUUACCCAGCACAGUCCCUGCUCUACCUGCUACUGGCUAUUAGCACAGUGUCAGCGUUUGAUCGGGUGAAUCUCGCCAAGGCCUCCAUGGCUCUGAGGGGUUUUCUCACACUGGACCCUGCUGCCCUGGCAUCCUUCUUAUAUUUCAUAGCACUGAUCCUGUCCCUGAGUCAACAAAUGACCAGUGAUCGCAUCAACCUCUAUCCUACAGCCAAUGAAACUCUUUGGCCACCAGGUUCAGAGCACCAGAUCUUACAGCCGUGGAUAGUGGUUAACCUGGUGGUAGCUCUGUUGGUGGGCCUGGCCUGGGCCUUCGUCUCCACACGACCAGAGAUAGACUACACCGAGGAUUUUUUGAUGGCAAUGGAGGUGGAGGGAUACCCGAGAGGCGACGAGAACCUCGACAUUCCUGCCUGA